AUGGGCAUUGAUGCUGGUUUUGACAUGGUUCCCCAACUGUCACGGACAGACACUGACUACAAGGCUUGGAAUCUUCUUAUUAACAUGGUCAAAGAGCGAUAUAAGACCGAUAAAAGAAUGGAAAUCAAUUCAAACUAUAUAUUCUUUAAUGCGGGCGAAGGACCGAUACUUCCUUUUGAAGGUUUCAAGUUCAUGCGGUUCAGCUCUAAAGUCUCUGGUAGUACCGCUACCACCACAGGAGUAUGGGACAUCAUCCGAGCUGUCACCCAGAUCGCAAAGUCAAUCUUUGGUUCACGAGUCCGUUAUUGGUCUGAAGCAUUCGAUCACUACGGCUAUUACAAGUGGGACGAAGUCCAUGCUUCAAUUAAAUCCUACGAUAAGGUCGACGGAUGGGCCGCGCCUGAGACGAGUGCGAGUCCUUCUGCUAAUUUGGCCUCUUCUGAACAAAUCAGAUCAUCCUUAUGUGAGGUUCAGUCGAUACCAGGCAGAGGAAAAGGCCUCAUAGCCCUACGAAAGAUCACCAUGGGCACGCGUGUUCUCAUCGAGAAACCGAUCCUUCAAACGCGCAAUGCACCACCAGCCUCCCUCGAGCCUAUCAUAGCAAGAGAUUUAAAGUCCCUUCCGAAGGCAAAACAGCGUCAAUUUCUAUCAUUGCACAAUAACUUUCCUGGAAAGUAUCCCUUCAGUGGCAUCAUGAGAACCAACGCGUUACCUUGCGGGAGUGGAGCGACCGUCGGUGCCGUAUACCCUACCAUCUGCUUCAUCAAUCAUAGUUGUCGUGCAAAUGCUCACAAUAGCUGGAACGAAGCUCUUGAGCAGGAAACGAUUCAUGCCAUUCGAGAUAUUAAACCUGGAGAAGAAAUUACAAUAUCCUACGAUCAUGGAGGUCCAUCUUCACAUCGAAAGCCGUGGUUGAAAGAGAAGUUCGGCUUCUGCUGCGACUGCGUCGUCUGCCGUCUUCCGCGCGUUGAACUUGAGAAGUCUGACAAACGGCGGAAGCAAAUCCAACAACUAGAUCAGGAUAUCGGUGAUCCAGUCCGCAUGAUGAGCAGCCCCAGUGCUAGUCUUUUGGAUUGCCGUUCCCUACUCCAGGUUUUGAAGGAAGAGUUUGAAGAAGACACCAGUAUUUUGGGAGCCCGAGCCAAUUAUGACGCAUUUCAGAUUGCCAUUGUGCACGGAGACUGGGCACGAGGAGCAGUAUUUGCGGACCGAGCAUAUCAAAUUAGACUUAUCUGCGAAGGGGAGGAUAGUGUGGACACAAAAAGGAUGCAGCGAUUCGCAGAAGAUCCAAAGAUUCACUCAAGCUUUGGGGUUCAUUCCAUGCGCUGGAAAACGAAGAAGGGACAGGUCCCUCGAGAAUUGAUGGGGGAUGAGUUUGAGAAUUGGUUAUGGCAACAAAGGUAG
Molecule: messenger RNA, 1404 nt
Organism: Fusarium subglutinans
Lineage: Eukaryota; Fungi; Ascomycota; Sordariomycetes; Hypocreales; Nectriaceae
Product: SET domain protein
Exons: 2
Coding region: 1-1404 (467 amino acids)
Molecular function (GO): protein binding
Source: RefSeq, a predicted model, not a curated record